Staurois parvus is the source of this 412-nucleotide messenger RNA. The record is from the annotation of a GenBank genome assembly. Lineage: Eukaryota; Metazoa; Chordata; Amphibia; Anura; Ranidae.
CCUCCCCUUCAGUCUUGCACAUGUGUACCGGCUCCUCCCCUUCAGGCUUGCACAGUUUUACCGGCUCCUCCCCUUCAGGCUUGCACAGUUUUACCAGCUCCUCCCCUUCAGUCUUGCACAGGUGUGCCGGCUCCUCCCCUUCAGGCUUGCACAGUUGUACCGGCUCCUCCCCUUCAGCCUUGCACAGGUGUACCGGCUCCUCCCCUUCAGCCUUGCACAGGUGUAUCGGCUCCUCCCCUUCAGUCUUGCACAGAUGUACCGGCUCCUCCUCUUGAGUCUUGCACAGGUGUACUGACUCCUCCCCUUCAGUCUUGCACAGGUGUAUCGGCUCCUCCCCUUCAGUCUUGCACAGGUGUAUCAGCUCCUCCCCUUCAGUCUUGCACAGGUGUACAAGCUCCUCCCCUUCAGUCUU